Camellia sinensis is the source of this 2667-nucleotide messenger RNA. RefSeq names its product flocculation protein. NCBI's taxonomy places the organism in Eukaryota, Viridiplantae, Streptophyta, Magnoliopsida, Ericales, Theaceae. The record is from RefSeq and is a predicted model, not a curated record.
CUUGAUGGUUUUUUAUCUUCUUCGUUUGUGUCCUCAACUCGUGUGGUUUGUAGCCGUAGAGACUCGCUCUUGUCUCAUCUCUCUUCAUCGCGAGUCUCUGAAUCGAUUGGGUAAUCUCUUUGGUUUCAUCCUCAAAUUAUUGGAUUUCCGAUCGAUUGUGUGAAGAAUCUGUCGGCUUGAUUGGCUGGGGUUUCUCGAGUUGAUUGCGAUUUCAGGGAGAGAAUAUUUAGGGUUUCGGAUCUUGUUUCAAUUUCCAAGUAAUUUGAGGAGAUUUUAAUAUGGCUAACUCUGAGAAGCAACGAUCUGUUGAUGACCGUGAGACUGAUGGUGCGGAUUGGGUGGAUCGAGCCAACGAUGAUUGCUUUGAUGAUUCGAGUAGUGGUGAGGCCUCCGGGAGCGGAACAUGUGGGAAUUCGGGAGGUUCGAGAGAUGGAGAUGGUUCUGGUGGUGUCGGGGUUGGGCUGACGGAGCGCUUGACAAAUAUACUUGUGGACGAAGGGGAUGGAGAUCUGUUGCUUCAACAGAGCGAUACGGGAGAUAGGGUUAUGCAGUUUCUCCAGGCAUUGGAUUUGCAAGUUAUGGGGGCAUGUCGCGCCGAUGAGCGGCUAAAGCCUUUGCUAAAGCUCAAUAUGUCCAAUGGUGCUUCGGAAGAUCGCCUGUUGGCUCAUCUAAGUCAGCACUUUGAGCCAUCAGAAGUUGGUAUGCUAGCUAGGUGCUUGUGCAUUCCGCUUGUUUCAAUUCGUGUUGGGAAGAUCAACAAGCAAGGGACUCUCUUGUGCCCAACUGGGACAAGGGGGAAUUUGAAUCUCUCGCUUUUGCCAACAUCUGAUUUGUGCAUCUCAUUCAUUGGGGAUGAUGGUCAUACAGAGAGAUUAUCAACCUUUCGUAGUGAUUCUCCAUUCUGUGCUGUAACAGUUGAAGGAAUACCGGAAGACAAGUCUGGACGGUCUUUCCUGAUGAAGAUCCCAGAUGGUCAGGUUUUCUAUUUUUGGUGCUCAGAGAAGUCAAUACUCCUUGGGAAUGAGUUGCUUAGAAAGAUGAAGGAUCUACUUAAGAGGAAGCCCUCUCUUGCUGAACUGACUGGAAUUAGUGAGUCACGCCUUGACUGUUUUGCGACUCAUCUCCGGGCUUACCUUGCUGGGUCUACUGUGAAUAACACCCGGGCAAGUUCGGUUGCUGCUCCGACCCUUUCCUUGGAUAGCUUAUCAGAUUCUUCUGAGCUUUGUCAGACUGCUCAAUUUUUGUCCCCAUCAUCAAAGCCUUUGCGUUCCCGACACUUUGGAUGUCAAGCAGGAAAGAGUAAUUCACUCUAUCAGGGCGGCCUCAGUCCAAGAUCAAGUUCCUUUAAAGAGGGCCUUCUCAGAAACUCAACUUCCUUGAAAAGUGUUACCCGAGAAAAGCUGAGGAGACGUGGGGACAUCCAAUUUUCAGUUGUUGAUAACCUGCCUGUUGCUUCUUCACCAGUAAGCACCAUGGAUGCAUCUGGUUCAAAUCUUUCUGGAAAGGAUAAACAUCCAGAAGCUACUGGAAUGGGCUUAUUCUCUCCAAAUUUGUUGGAAUCACUUGGCAAGUCUGGUACACCACCCUUUUUAUGCCCAGGAUCUCAAGAACCUUCAAUGGACUCAUCCCUUUUUUCUCCCUAUUAUUGUUGGUGCCCUCCUAUGGCAUCAACUUUUCAAUACACAGUAAAACCUCCACAACUGCCUAUGUCAUUCACUGAAUCACUAUCUCUACCUCCACUUUCUUCUUUACUACCAGCUACAAGGUCUUCUAGUGUGUUGACACCAAUAUCACCUCUUAAUGUGUCUGAUCUUCCCCCUAUGGAUUUUCCUACGUUGCUGCCUGAGCCACUGGUCAGGUUGCCACUAUCUAGAUCAAGUUCACCCCAGAUCCUAACAUUCACACCUCUAAUGUGUGACCCUAUUGUUCAUAUUCCAGUCAUUGAUGUUUGUUCCUCCGGCCAAGGCUACCUUGUGAGUGCAGGUCCUGCUAUCUCGACCAGCAUUCCACCGUUACACCCAAAACUUGUGAAUCCAUUGAUUCCAGAAUCUGAUUCUGUUGUUGAAAAGGGUGCAAGAGAAACUCUGCGUCUGCUCAUCAGUUCUAGCCAGACCAACCCUCAGCUGAUGGAUGUAUUUCCGUCUGUUAUGACCAGUACAGAGGAGAAGAAACACAGCAUUGUUGCUACUGGGAGCCGGGGUCUUUACAUUGGUGCCAGUGAUGUUGGUGCUGUUGCAAGCAGCAUUGCUGCCAUGGGAGGAUUGGUUUCGCUAUCGGAGAAAUCGAUAGGAGGUAGUGUGAUGAAGAGAUGCAUCAUCAGCCAAGGCAAUUUGGUGGAUCAAUUAGAGAAAUCAGGUGGUCCAGGCGGAUCGCGUACCGACGAUGAGGGUUCCACCUCAAAAUGGAGGGAAGAUAGGGCCGACUGAUGAGGGGGUUCUGCGUUUGGUUUUUUUUUUUCUUUUUGUUUUUGGGGGUUUUGUUUUGUAGAUUCAAUUUUUUAUUCCUGAAAAUGUAGAUAUAUGGCUGUAGUUUUGGGUGUUCUGAGCUGUAAUUAUCCUAUAAAUUCAGCCUUUCGUUGGCAGUGUUUACUUGUAGUUGGUACAUGUUCUGUGUCUCGUUUGGUCCUGCACUUUGGUUGCUUUUUCGCAAUGUAUUUUAUGUUAUGUU